GUGAAAUGCUUCUUAUCUCUUAGCUGGUGGUUGUGAUUCUGGUGCUUUAGACAUGCCUUUUUUUUUGUUUCGUGGUGACUUUGUUCUUCCGAUGAUUAUUCUUUCUCUGAUCCGCUUUUUUUUUUGCGCUGGUGCUUGAUCACGAUCCUUUGUAAAUUAAAUAAUAGAAAAUGGUAAAAAUAAAAAAUAACAAAAUUUUAUUUUAUUUUUAGUUGUGAAUAAAUUUAAUAUGUAAAAUAUGUUUCUAUUAUUUUAUUUAUUUCUUUGUUCAUCUUGAAUUUUAGUGAACAAUAAAAUAGAUUAUCAAACUCAUUUGAUAAUAGUUAGUGCGAAAAAUAUUAGAUAGUUCACGAUUAUAAAGUAUUUGGCCAAAUUGCUAUAAUCUAAAAGAAGAAUGACCUAAAAUGCCAAAAAAAAAGACAUGGAUGACACGUGUCGCAAAAGCCCAUGCCACUUGUCAGAAGAAGGGAAAAAACCAACUAUAUAUAUAGAUAUUCUGGAUGUUUUUAAAUAUAUUAAAUCUAAAAGUAAUUAAUAUAUAUAUAUAAGUAUAUAAAUCUAUUUUGGAUACCCAAAAUACUUCGGUUCAGAUCGGAUUAGGUUUCAGUUAUUCAAAUACUAAAAUUUUGAAUAAUUCGGAUACUUAAUCAAUUUCGGUUCGGAAUUGGUACUACUUAUUCGGAUUGAGAUCGGUUCGGUUCUUCGAAUUCGGGUAUUUUGUCCAACCCUAAAUAGAAACAUAAAAAACAAAUAUCAUCAUAUUUACACCUGCACAUGUGUGCAUGUCAAAAUCUAGGUUUCUUUAUAAAAGCAUGUUCCCCUUGGAUAGACCAAAGAAAAUUAAACAACUUUCUUUUUUCUUAUAAGCAAUGUCUCCUUUUCUUUUUCUUCUUCAAGUAAUAUUAUUUAUCUUCUAACAUAAAUAUCUCAAUAAAUAUAUUACAUCUUCUCUAAGCUUAACAAGUCAGCAGACAUCACAAAACACGAACGCCAAUUCAACCUAUAUUUAUGACGCACGCACGUACUAUCUUAUGUAGUACUUCAUGAACUGAUACAGAAUAUACAUCUUCACAUACCUAUCCAUAACUGAUUUUACUAAAUAUCUUUGUAACAACCCGGUUUUGUGAACCGAACAUUAAGAAAACAGAUUUAUUAAAUAGUCAAACUAUAACAAACAAAUUUGUAUACCUAAACUGCGUCAUCGUAGUUAUUGAUAUUUUUCUCUGGGUGGACUCGCAUCACAUCAUUAUUCUUAGCCAUGAGAUUUGAUUUCAAAGCUACAAAAACAAAAUAGAAAUUCUUAAAGCGUAAUAUAUCAGAGAAUAACAGCAAAAAAAAAGAAUCAGAGAAUAACUAAAGAUAAAAGAUACCACUUGUUUAACGUUCUGCUUGUGUUUAUGUUUGUUGCAGAGAAGGCUCUUCAGUUUUAUUUUGUUUGUCUUUUUUUCUCUUUCCUUUUCAUUUAUGUUUUUCUUGGAUGCCAAAGAAAUAUAAAUAGUUUCACAAAGAUAAGAUAGAUAAAAGAAAAUGUUUGUAUAUACCCAUUUAAUUUGUAGAUAGUAGAGUUGAGAUGCUUAUGGUUACCUUUUUUGAACAAAGCUUAUGGUUACGUUUUUGCUGAUAGAGCUUGUUCUUUUAUUGAAAAAUUAAACUUUGCAACAUAAACACAGUCAUGUGUCGUUUUACCUGAAAUAAAUAAUCAAGAUUAUUAAUUGAGAAUAAGAGGAAACUGGAUCUAAACUAAGAGAAAACAUUUACAAUGAGCAAUAAUCAUCACUUGUAUGGAAUGUUUUUGAUCAGUAAAAGAAAUCAACAGCAGGAGAAAAACCAAUGAAGGAGAAAGUAUGCAACACUAAAUAAGAUAGAAAGGUAAACGAAAAAACAGCUACACUACGUGAUCUUUAUUUUGUAAAUGGAGGUGAUAAUGUGAGAAAAUUUAGGAAUCUAGGUAUUUUUUAAAUUAAUUUUUGUACGUGGAGUCUCAAAAUCAGUUUUUAAUCAUUGUUAUUUUUUUUUUUUUUGUAAAUCAUUGCUUUGCCAAGUGUUAAAUUUUGAUUAGCUAAGUGACUUGUGAUUUAGUAUAUACUAGUAUUAAGUCCAUGCUAUGCAUGGGAAUAUAUAUAUUUUUUGGUAAGAACAUUUGAAUGUUUUUUAUUUCAAAUAAAAGAAAAUUUUAAUUAUGUAUAACUAAAAUAACAUGUAUUAUUUAACUUUGAUAUAUAUAAGAUAAUGUUAACACACUUAUCAUUAACUAACCACAAAUUAGCUUGUUUGAUAUAAAUAUUAGUUUGAAGCUUUUUUGUAUGAUUUAUCUUUCAUUGGCUAAUUAUAUUUAGUAAUUCAUUCGGUAUCUCCAUUUACAAAAACUAAUAUUAUAAAUCUAAUGAACAAUAAAAAAUUAGCAUGUUAUAAAGAAUAUGUGAUCUUUAUCGCUUAAACAAUUUUAUUUGAAAACACAGUAAAAGAAUUUGCAUAAAAGGGGAUAGUGACCAUUAUAUUGAAAACACACGAACAUAUAACAAAGAGAAGCAUUAUAGAAGAUAGCAGAUAUACUUAGUAUUUUGCUACAGAAGAAAUUUAAACUUUACCUGUUCAAAAGAGAUAACAUGAGGAGGACACAAUCCUCGUAGUCCCAAUCUAUCUCUCUCAGUCAAAGGAAGGUUAAGUUUUAAUCUCGUCUUCUUCUUCUGCUCGUAAAAAAAGAGUAUCCUUUCAUAUUUUGUUUCUGAUCGAUUGACCGUUUCUUUGUUUAUAUAGACAUGAAAAGUAAACAAUAUCUAUAGAUAAAUAUGGUGGAACAUCGUUGGUGUAGUCAGUAGUGGGUUUAGAACUGCUAUACGGUUGCUUUUUUUUUACCAACAUACGGUUGCUUUUCUUUUGUUCUAAUUAAUUUUCUUUUUAAAUUUGUAAAUAUUUAUUAUGUGGCAAAUUAUGAUUCGUCAGGCGACUUACGCUUUAGUAUAUUUUUGAGCAAUAAUCAUCACUUGUAUGGAAUGUUUUUGAUCAGUAAAAGAAAUCAACAGCAGGAGAAAAACCAAUGAAGGAGAAAGUAUGCAACACUAAAUAAGAUAGAAAGGUAAACGAAAAAACAGCUACACUACGUGAUCUUUAUUUUGUAAAUGGAGGUGAUAAUGUGAGAAAAUUUUGGAAUCUAGGUAUUUUUUAAAUUAAUUUUUGUACGUGGAGUUUCAAAAUCAGUUUUUAAUCAUUGUUAUUUUUUUUUUUUUUGUAAAUCAUUGCUUUGCCAAGUGUUAAAUUUUGAUUAGCUAAGUGACUUGUGAUUUAGUAUAUACUAGUAUUAAGUCCAUGCUAUGCAUGGGAAUAUAUAUAUUUUUUGGUAAGAACAUUUGAAUGUUUUUUAUUUCAAAUAAAAGAAAAUUUUAAUUAUGUAUAACUAAAAUAACAUGUAUUAUUUAACUUUGAUAUAUAUAAGAUAAUGUUAACACACUUAUCAUUAACUAACCACAAAUUAGCUUGUUUGAUAUAAAUAUUAGUUUGAAGCUUUUUUGUAUGAUUUAUCUUUCAUUGGCUAAUUAUAUUUAGUAAUUCAUUCGGUAUCUCCAUUUACAAAAACUAAUAUUAUAAAUCUAAUGAACAAUAAAAAAUUAGCAUGUUAUAAAGAAUAUGUGAUCUUUAUCGCUUAAACAAUUUUAUUUGAAAACACAGUAAAAGAAUUUGCAUAAAAGGGGAUAGUGACCAUUAUAUUGAAAACACACGAACAUAUAACAAAGAGAAGCAUUAUAGAAGAUAGCAGAUAUACUUAGUAUUUUGCUACAGAAGAAAUUUAAACUUUACCUGUUCAAAAGAGAUAACAUGAGGAGGACACAAUCCUCGUAGUCCCAAUCUAUCUCUCUCAGUCAAAGGAAGGUUAAGUUUUAAUCUCGUCUUCUUCUUCUGCUCGUAAAAAAAGAGUAUCCUUUCAUAUUUUGUUUCUGAUCGAUUGACCGUUUCUUUGUUUAUAUAGACAUGAAAAGUAAACAAUAUCUAUAGAUAAAUAUGGUGGAACAUCGUUGGUGUAGUCAGUAGUGGGUUUAGAACUGCUAUACGGUUGCUUUUUUUUUACCAACAUACGGUUGCUUUUCUUUUGUUCUAAUUAAUUUUCUUUUUAAAUUUGUAAAUAUUUAUUACGUGGCAAAUUAUGAUUCGUCAGGCGACUUACGCUUUAGUAUAUAAAGGAUAUAUGAUCGUACAUAUCCUCUUCCCUAAUUGAAAAGCCCUAGCCGUAAGAAACCAUCUCCAUCUUCACGAUCUCUCACUCUUUUGUUGCAGCCAUGUAAGAGGAGCUCUGCCAUUGUUGACGCAUCACCACCGUAUCUCUUCUCUGUUGUUAAUGGCUUACCAUCUCUAUGAUUCAAUCUCCACCGAAGAACACAGAUGUAAUUACCAUGUUGGAGCUAGUUGGCUACGUUACGAGACGGAGAGAGAACGUGACCAUAAGCCGGCGCCACCGCCAUGAUCAUCACCAACCACCACGGAGUUGUGCCCCUGUGAACCUAAACCCACCAGACGUGUGACCUAUAGCACCAGAGAUACUUUUGCGCAGCAGAGAUUUCUUCAUGUCUUAACCUGAGGAGAAGAGAUGGAUACAUCAGACCCAUGGCUGAGGAGUGGUUUUGCGAGAGGUUUCAAGUACGAUCCAGGGGGUUCUAGGCAACUAGUCAUGGCUCUUUGGAUAUAUCUAGUUUCCAGGAAUCUGUAGAAACAAACGGAAUCAAGAUCGGAGUUGUACAGCAAAAGUUAUUGACAUGCUUCUUGGACAAGAAUAAGCUUAAGCUGUUGGAAUGCUGAAACAGUUCCGACCAGUGUCAGAGUAAAGGCGAAACGGUGAACCUUAACAAAGGCUUUCAGUCUGGGAAUUUUACAGUAAGUAUUUAACUCUUUCAGUUAUCGUCUCCAACAAACGGAUUGUCAUUCCAAGUUAUUUUCUGAGAGUUAAGCUUGUUUUCGUGGGAGGUGUUGGUGCAGUCUACGUUUUCGACCAGUCUGGAGACGAAGCUAAUUGAUUAAUCAGAUGGUGCCCGAUCGGAGUAAAACCGGUGGCUACGGAUAUAGGACAUCUAGGGCUACAUUCGGACUGGAGGGAUUGAAAAGUUAACUACUUUCGGAGUUGCUGUGAUAGAGCCAUCAAGGGCUAUUCUGUGCUUCUCAGGUUCUUUAGAAUCCGUGACAAAGGUGAGACUGACGAGCAGAAGUUAUUGCUAUCGGAUUGGUGUUUUGGGAGUUUUAUUUCUUUCUUUUUCAAACUUGCGGAUUCUAUGCUUUUAUCGAUAUUUUCGGGAUUUAUUAUGUUAUUUGGAUUUAUGGCUAUUUAUUGGAUUUACGACUUUGGAGUUGAUUUUUGAGAAGUAAUAAAUAGAGAUUUCAGACUUUUUAUUUAUUUAAGUUAUUUUGAAAAAUACGGGUGUUACAAUCUUACUUACGUGAAGAGACGAAAGCAUUUGGAUAUUUGGGAAUGAUGCAUGUGGUUAAAGAGCUAACUGCUUCAUAUGAUUUAACAAAAGGACGCCAUGAACAAUAAGGAAACAUGGCUUUGCACGUGGCAGCCUACAGUGGCUACCCUGUCUCAUGAAACUCUGAGCUCACUCUCUCCAUAUUUGCCCUUCACUAGAAACAACGUCGGUGAAACACUCCUUCACGAUGGUAUCUCAUGUUUCGAGACUCCAAUGUUCUAGAGGCUUGAAAAGCACAUUGCUAUCAUGAACUGUCAUCACAUCGGCUUCUUGGAAAUCAUUGGGUUGUGUCGUGAACUAUUGAAAUAAUGAGGGGACAUACGACUCUUCAUUUUGCAAUCCUCGGGAAUGUUCCUUUGGAGUUUGUGAGAUGCUCAUGUCGGUAAAAGCGAUUGAUAUUAACAUUAAGGAUGUUUUUGGCAUGACUCCGUUUGAUAUGAUCACGCACAAGCCACAGUCUCCAACGUUUUAGAUUUUAUGUUGCGGCUAUUAUAUUAUCUAGAUAUAUGUUUAGCUGCUGUGAUAGAGCAUCACAAGGUGGGUCGUGUCUCACUUGAAGGACAAAGGCAACGUUUGCAGCCUAAAAGCUUAUAAUAUCUACUAUACUAAAAUUACUAAAACAAAAAGUAUGAUAAUAAUCCAGUGGCAUAACACGGAUAACUACCUAGUCCGGAUAAUGCUUAUUGUUUUAUAAAACUUACAAAUUUUACCUAAAUAUGAUUUUAUUUUCAUCAAAUUUUCUGCCAAACUACAAAAUCUUGGGUUCUUGUCAAAAUUACAAAAUUGUGUUUUCCGCCAAAAUCGCAAAAUAUUGUUUUUUCUGCCAAAAUCGCAAAGCAAGUUUUCUCACCAAAAUUUCAAAAUGUGUUUUCUCACUUAUCACAAAAUCAUGUUUCUCGCCAAAACCGCAAAAUCUUGGUUUCUUACCAAAUUUGCAAAAGCAAGUUUUCCGUAAAAACUGUCAAACGAAUUUUACUGCCAAAGUCGCAAAGGUGUAUUCCGCCAAAAUCAUAAAAUCAAGUUUUUCCACUAAAGCUACAAAAACGAGUUUUCUCACCAAAAUCAAUAAAUUUUGUUAUCCCAUUAAAACCGCAAAAUCUUCUUUUCCUUUAUAGAUCAAAAAAUCUUUUUUUUUGUUAAAACUAAAACCUCAACAUUGAGUUUUUAUCUGUCAAAACCGUGAAUUCGAGUUUUUUAUUCUAAACCGAAGUUUUCCAUUUUUCUCCAAAACCGUGAAAUCGUGUUUUUGGUCUAAAAAUGGUUUCACCUCUUUGUCGGGAACCCAAACAAUGUACCUCCCAAUGAGAAUUGAACCAAGUGAAAAGUGCCUAGGCACUCCAUUACCACAGCUCAUUGGUAAAACCUAUUUUGAGUAAAUUUUUAUAGCUAGUAACUAGCACCAUCCACAUCCAAAAAUACCUUUUAGAUUUUUUGGAGAGGCAUAAUAUCACCACAUAUAAUCAAACUUGUAAUUUUUGGUAGUCGUCUGUUAAAAUAGAAACCACUGGGAUACAAAUAUUUCUCACGAAGUCUUGUUUUCAUGGUAAAACUACAAUAAUAAAAAUAUAAAAAGAUAUAGUGAAACUAUCCUCCUAUAUAUUAACCGAAAAGUCACAUAAGUGAAUUUUGCUGCCAUUCAAAGAUGAAGGUUAGCAUUAAUUAUUUUAAUUUGAUUUGUUGUUGGUAUUUGAAUUUUCAGUUAUUUCAUUAAAGUUUUUAAAAAUAAACUAAUGAUAGAAUUAUUAAAUGUAAUCUAGGUUACCAAACAAAUAAUCAAACAUCUUAAAUAUAGAUGAAUUAACAUAUUUUAUUUAUAGAAACAAUUAAAUAUCAUAAAUUACAUUAAAGAAAUUCAUAAUAUACAUAUAAAUACAUAUUAUAUUAUAGAAAAAAAUAUAAUUGAUUUUAAAUAUCAUUCUACUAAUAGUGGAUGUAAUAAAUCAUAUAUUACAGAAAAUAAUUACCCUAAACCUAAUAAUAUUAUAAGAAAAAUAGAUAUUAUGCUUAUGAUAAUAUAAUUUUUAAUAAUAAUUAAAAUAUUUAAAUUUAAUUUCUAAUUUCAAAUAGUUUGAUAAUCAAAAAUUAUUUUUAGAUGAGUUGUUAGAUUAAAGAUAGUUCAACAACAUAAAUUAGUCAUCAAAAUAGUUUUCUUACAUGGAAGCAAUAUUAAAAUUGGUUCAUGUAAUUGGUCGUAGAAUUAGUUUUUAUUUUAUUUUAACACGUGUAAAAACAUAAAUACUCUAACCUUCAAGAGAGAGAAAAAUUAUUUUUUGUGUAGUUGCAAGAUGAUGGUCAGAGACUUCUAUAGGUCUGAUAUCGGCUUUGCUGAUUUAUUUUACUUAUGUUUAUUUGAUUUGUUUGAUUGUUUUUACUUUAUUUUAAAUUUAACAAAAACAAAUAUUGUUCUUUGAAUAUGAUUUAAAAAAAUUACAUGUUACUUUUAGAUAUGAAGAAGGUAUUCAAAAAGUAAACACAUAAAGGUAAAAUGUAAUUGUUUUUAAUCAUAUUCAAAACUUUUGUUUUUGCCAAAUCUUUUACAAAGACACAUAAAAGAACAAUUAUUGUUUUGUUAAUUUAAAAUAAAUUGAAAAAAAUCAAACAAAUCAAAUAAACGUAUGUAAAAUAAAUCAACAAAGCCGAUAUCAGAGCUAUAGAAGUCUUUCGCCAUCGUCUUGGAACUACACCAAAAUGCUUUUUCUCUCUCUUAAAAGUUAGAGUAUUAUGUUUUUACACGUGCUAAAUUAAAAUAAAAAGUAAUUAUACAGCCAGUUGAACCAAUUUUAAUUUUCUUACUAUGUAAAAAAAUAUUUUUAAUAGCUAAUUUAUGUCGUUGAACUAUCUUAAAUCUCACAAAUUUUCUAAGAAUAAUUUUUGAUUAUCGAACGAAUUGCAGUUAGAUAUUAGAUAUUAAAAUUUUAAUAUCAAAUUAUUCAAAAUUGUAUGAUCAUAAAGAUAAUAUUUACUUUUCUUAUCAUAUUAUUACCGCGAAAUCGCGGACAAACACUUAGUAAAUAUUAUAUGAAUUCCUUAAAACAUAUAGACUUGUAACUUGAAUAUCUAUAGGUAACAAACAUACCCUAUAGGACCUUUUACAUUAUAAAUUUAUUGUUUGUAAGUUUUUGUGGGUUGAAUUUAAAUGGGCUGAAUUUUGUAUGGUUUGAGCUGGGAUAUGUAGGAGUCAACUCUUCUAAUGGCUCUUCAGCAGAGUUUUCACUUCGAAUUAAGCACACAAAAACACAACCGACAUAUAGAGACGUGGCAGAUAAGGAAAUAAUAGAGUGCGUUAAGACUUUUCCACCCAAAGUUUUGUGAGUUGGUGUUGACUUGGACAAAAAUAAACUCAUCAGUUGGACGAAAGCGUUUUCCAGGAGCAGGUGAUUCUUGGAUCUUUUGUAUUUUCGCAUUUUUCACGUCUUUGUACAACGAUUUGUGGAUUGAAUCCCUCAGAAUAUAGUUUAUUCGAGUCCUUGAGUUUUGUAAAAAAAAAAAAAACAAAUUAUAACUACUGGAUCCUCCUCCUGUGAUUAUUGACUGCUAGUUUCAUUGUUGAACAGGAAAUUAAUGGCGGACUCACUUUUAUCAUUUGGAGUCGAAAAGCUUUGGGACCUCCUUGUCAGAGAAUCUGAGCGACUUCAAGGGGUUGAUGAUCAGAUCAAUGGACUAAAGAGUGAUUUAAAUAUGUUGAAGUGCUUUUUGGAAGAUGCAGAAGCCAAGAAACACACAAGUGCAAUGGUGAGAAACACUGUGAAAGAGAUCAAAGAAAUUGUUUAUGACGCAGAAGAUAUAAUCGAAAUCUUUCUUCUGGAGGAAGGACUCGGAAAAACAAGUAGCAUCAGGAAGAGAGUGAGAAGAUUUCCUCGCGUUAUGGUGAAACGCAUGGGGCUUGCUUUCGAUAUGAAAGCCAUAAGCAAUAGAAUAUCUAAGGUGAUCCGUGAUAUGCAGAGUCUUGGCGUGCAACAAGUCAUUGUCAAUGAAACGUAUGCACAGGAGAGACAAAAGGAAAUGCGCCAAACUUUUUCUAGUGAUACUGAAGACCAUCUCGUGGGUUUGGAGGAGAAUGUUGAGCAAUUAGUUGGCUAUUUGGCGGAUGAAGAUAGUAGCAGCCAAGUGGUUUCCAUAACCGGGAUGGGCGGUAUUGGUAAAACCACCCUCGCAAGACAAGUUUUUAAUCAUGAGAUAGUAAAAAGCCAUUUUCCAGGACUCGCAUGGGUAUCUAUCUCACAACAGUUUACAAGGAAGUAUGUGUGGCAGACGAUCUUGCGGAAACUUAGGCGAGAAUAUAAGGUGUUAGAGAUGACAGAAGAUGAACUCCAAGAAGAACUUGUUCGGCUGUUGGGAAUACAAAAGACUUUGAUUGUCCUUGAUGAUAUAUGGAGAGAAGGAGACUGGGACAUAAUAAAACCAAUAUUUCCACGACACAAAGGUUGGAAGAUACUUCUUACUUCCCGCAACGAGGGUGUAGCAUUACGAGCAGAUCCAAAAUGUUUCACUUUUAAGCCAAAUUGUCUAUCUCUCGAUGAAUGUUGGUAUAUUUUUCGGAGGAUAGCAUUUCCUAGGAGCGACACGGCCCAACUUAAGGUUGAUGAAAUGGAAGAGAUGGGUAAGCAAAUGAUCAAACACUGUGGAGGACUACCUUUGGCAGUGAAACUGUUAGGAGGUUUGCUAGCUUCCCAAUACACAUUGCAUCAAUGGAAAAGGAUAUAUGAGAAUAUAAGAUCUCACAUCAUUGGAGGGACUAGUUACAAUGGCGACAACAACAAUUUGGUUUAUCAUGUAUUAUCUUUGAGUUUCGAAGAGUUGCCUAGUUGUUUGAAGCAUUGCUUCCUCUACUUGGCUCAUUUUCCAGAAGAUUGUCCAGUAGAUGUUGAGAAACUGGCCUACUACUGGGCCGCGGAAAGAAUGCCAAAACCGGAGUAUGAUGAAAGAACAAGUGUUCGAGAUGUUGUUGAUGGCUACAUAGAAGAGUUGGUUAAAAGAAAUAUGGUCAUCUCCGAAAGAGAUGGUAGGACUUUGAGAUUUGAAAAGUGUCACUUGCAUGACACGAUGAGAGAAGUUUGUCUUCUUAAAGCCAAAGAAGAGAACUUUCUACAAAUUGUUCAUGGCACCACCUCUGAAUCUUCUUGUAAAUCUCGCAGACUCGCUAUACAUCGGCUUGAUAAAACAUUUAAUGAAGAGAUGGAGAUAAACAAUCCAAAACUUAGAUCUCUCUUGGUUAUCUUGAAGGACAUGAGAACAGAUUGGAUGGUACCAGGUUUGCGCUUUACCGGGCUAAAGUUGAUGAGGGUUUUAGAUCUCUCUAAAGCUCAAUUUGAUGGAGGGGAGUUACCCUCAAGCAUUGGAAAUCUCAUUCACUUGAGAUACUUGAGUUUAUAUAUGGCACAUGUAACUCAUCUACCUUCUUCUAUGCGGAAACUGAAGUUGCUGAUCUAUUUAAACCUAUGUGUUGAUGCUAGAUGUUCACUCUACAUGCCCAAUUUCUUGAAAAAGAUGCGAGAAUUGACAACCCUCUGGUUUCCAUUGAGGAUACAUGACAAGGUAAAGAUGGAAUUGGGCAAUCUAGUCAAUCUGGAGACGUUAGAGAAUUUCUCAACAGAGCAUGGGAGUGUGUGUGAUAUCCAGGGAAUGACAAGGCUCAAAACCCUCUCUAUCUCAUUCAAUGGCAAGGGGUGUACUAUGGAAACCCUAUCUUCAUCUCUGAGUGAAUUGAGACACUUGGAAAAUCUUAAUAUAUAUGAUGCUUAUAAGUUGUAUGCUCCCACAGUUGAUGAAGAAGGAUUUUGUUUUGAUUGCAAGAAUCUCAAACAGCUCAAGUUGAGUAUAUGUAUGCCAAGGUUACCUGAUGCGCAACGCUUCCCUUCUCACCUUAGAAGCAUAACUUUACGUGGUUGUUGCUUAGAGGAGGAUCCAAUCCUGAUUCUAGAGAAGCUUCUUCACUUAUAUGAUGUAAGUUUACUAAAUAUAUCUUUCUGUGGGAGGAGAAUGGUUUGCUCGAGUGGUGGGUUUCCCCAACUGCAUAAGCUUGAAUUUGGUGGAUUAGCUGAGUGGGAAGAGUGGAUUGUAGAAGAAGGCUCCAUGCCCUUUCUUCAAACUCUGACUAUUCAUAAUUGUCGAAAGUUGAUGGAGCUUCCUGAUGGGCUGAGGUUUGUCACUUCCUUGGAAGAACUGGAUAUGAACACACAUACAUUAGAAUUUUGGAAGAAAUUGUCCAUAGGAGGAGAAGAAUACUACAAAGUCCAACACAUACCUCUUUUGAAUAUCGUCUAACAUAAAGAAAAGGGUAACUUUCCUCCUUUGAACUCUAAAUGAGAAGCUCAUAUCUGUACCUUUGUUGUUUCAGAGAGGUGAGGCUUGAUAUCUUUUAAUUUGUUUAGAGAUUUUAUUGUAUUUUUGUUGUCACGCAACUAGGCUUCAGAAUCUUUGUCGACAACAUCGUUGACUUUGAGAACCUUCCAUAACCAGAUUCUGUUUUGCCAAGAUAUUUAUUUGGACAUAAUCUAUCAAAACACCGCCUGUGUAUCUUUCACAGUUAAUCUUUUUCUCUUCCCUACAAGUUACUUGGUAGGUUUUCUUAUUUUCUAUUUUUUUUUGUCAAAAAAUUGAUAAUGUGGAGGGACUCGAAACAUAGACACUCGCUUGACCAAACACACUAACCACACGGCCAAGUUGUAUUUCUUGUAUGUUUAAACUACUAGAGAUUUUUUUUUUCUGUUUCAAGCUUGUGAUUAGAAUUCUCUUGCAAUUAUAACAAGGGACUUGUGGGUGAGACAGCUAUGCCAUUUGGAUUUCAGUGAAUACUCAGAGUUGAUGACCAAGUUACUCAGAUACAAUAUCUACGAUUAUGCCUAAUUUAUCUACUAAUAAUAGCAAUCCCAAUUAAUUCCAAUGGACAUGUCUUUUUAUUAUAAAUUUGUCCAUGCCCGUUUGUGGUACCUUUUCGUUUAUAACCGUUUUUUUUAAAUUGUAUAUUUUUUUAAUUUAUGUCUUUUCAGUUCUAUUUAUUAUAUAUAAAAUUUAAUAUUUGCAACUGUCUAAAAAUGAACCAUUACAACCUUUAAAUGUUAACCAUUGCAAGUUUUGGUAUUCAAACAUUGCAACACAUUUGGUGAUCAACUUUUGAACGUAAUUAAUCAUUGCAAUCUUUAAUAGUUAACAGUUGCAAUCUGGGCUCUAUAUAUAUCGUAGUGUGAGCAAUGAAAACUGCGACAACAAAGAAACAUCAAAAUAAAAACGAAAUGGUACUUUCAUUUGGUACCUUCUAGUGGAGUCUCUUGAAAAUACGGUUAGAUUUAGAAGUAUCUAUUUCGUGAUGAUGCAUCCUUCUCCACAAGUAUCAAGGUCAUGGUAAAAUUGAAUCCAUAACUUAAUUCCAAGUUAGUGAUAGGGAAGAUUGAACACCUUCAGAGACUUUAUCAGAAGGAUAAUUAAAAGGCGUAUGUUAAAGACAAAAAAAAACGGACAAUACAAACAUGUGGCUAACAUAUAUCUACCGCCAGAGAGCAGCACUCUCAUAGGGAGACAAAAACAGUGACAGAGAUCAACUUCAUCACCGGUAAGAGAAGACAAUUUGAAACAACUCAAGCAAAAAUGAAUGAAAUUAUGUGUAAACAACACAAUUAAAAAAAUUUAAAUAACAAAAAUACUUUUCUGAAACCAUUUUUCUCUCUGAGGGUGAUUCAUACACGACCAGUUACAGACUCCCCUAUACUGUUUUUGGAUAUUCCGGCAGCUUAGGUCGUCGGAGUUUCUCGUUUUUUUUUAUUUUUCUGUUUGUCUCGUAACACAUCUACAGCCUUGAUGGCGAUAUUGGCGGGAUUGGAUUUCUUCAAUCGAUGUCAACUUUCUGUUGAUUAUUUUCCAAUCUAUAGAGUGAUUGACCGGUCUUCUCUGGCAGUGAUGUUGACACUGUUUUUCCUCCUAUGGCUAUCGGUGUUGUCCCGAGUUAAUAUGCAAUGAGUUUAUGACAAAAAGUUGUUUUUCUACAAUUAUUAGUGUUAAGAAUGUUUUAAAAUUAUGUUUUAUUUAUACUCACUGUUUAUACUCACUGUUUAUUUAUACUAUGUUUUUCGAUAUGCAGUUAUUGGAAAAAGUUGUGAAAACGUUUAAUGUAUUUUGUCAUCAAUAUGCAGAAUUGUCUCUUUCCAUUUAAAAAUCAAAAUGGUUUUAAAAAGUAGUUAAAUCAAUAAAUGUUUUUCUACAAUUAUUAGUGUUAAGAAUGUUUUAAAAUUAUGUAUUUUCAUUAUAAAAGACAAAUUAGUUUUUAAAAGUAGUUAAACUAAUUAAGUGGUUUUAUAAUUAUUUAUUUUAAUUAUUAUGUGUGUUUAUAAUAUAUAUUAAAAAUUAAAUUAUUUUAAAAAUAUAUUUUAAUAUUUUAAUAAGCAUCUUUAUUUAAUUAUGUGUCUUUUCAGUUAAGGUACUAAUUAACUCAAAUCUGAAAAGUCAUGAUUGUUCGUAUAGAUAUUUUAGAAAACUAUAAAUAAACCUUGUCCAUUAUUUUUUAUAAAAUUUUAAAAUCAUGAUAUUUUCAUUAUAACUGAAUGUAUCCAUCUUCUGAUGACUUCACAUUUUCUAAAGCAUUGGUUCCAUGGUGGUUUCCAUUGAAGUCGACAUGUUGGCAAAUCUAUUAUAAUUUGUACAAAGAAAAAAUGACUCACCAUAUAAUCAUGAUGAGUUGAUGACCAUUGAGAAUUACCCCCAAACUAACCAUAGAAAUUAGUUUGGACAAAAAACAUUAGACCACUACUAGCAUAUAUGCCGGAAAGCAAAAUAUAGUUAAACAAAAACAACACAUCUAGAAUUGGCUUACUACAUUCUGACCAGAACAUAUGCGAACAAACUUUUGAUCAGAAGAGGAAGACUUUGAGUGACUGUAAUUGUCAGAAGACAACACAAAGGAGUACGAUCGAUAAAUAAAAACUGCAUAUGAAUCCAUUCAUCUCUCAACUCCUUCGUUGAUUUCAAAUCU
Brassica rapa (field mustard) is the source of this 14412-nucleotide messenger RNA. RefSeq names its product probable disease resistance protein At1g59620. The record is from RefSeq and is a predicted model, not a curated record. NCBI's taxonomy places the organism in Eukaryota, Viridiplantae, Streptophyta, Magnoliopsida, Brassicales, Brassicaceae. Gene Ontology annotation, molecular function: ADP binding. Gene Ontology annotation, biological process: defense response to other organism.